Messenger RNA from Xylona heveae TC161, 462 nucleotides. RefSeq names its product Endosulfine-domain-containing protein. The record is from RefSeq and is a predicted model, not a curated record. The coding region runs from base 1 to 462 and encodes 153 amino acids. The transcript has 3 exons. Gene Ontology annotation, cellular component: cytoplasm. Gene Ontology annotation, molecular function: protein phosphatase inhibitor activity. NCBI's taxonomy places the organism in Eukaryota, Fungi, Ascomycota, Xylonomycetes, Xylonales, Xylonaceae.
AUGAAUCCUCACCAGAAGAACAAGAUUGAUAUCAGCUCGCUUUCCGAGGAGGAGCAGCGCCUCUUCCGACUUUACGGAAAGCUUCCAAACCGCAAUGAUCUUCUUCAAAACAAACUCAAGGAACGCAAGUAUUUCGACUCGGGAGACUAUGCGCUUUCAAAAGCCGGAAAAGCUACUGAUGUCGGUGUGACCUCGAUUGGAUCUCAGCACCCUUCUCCUGAAACAAUCCCUCAUCUUGCCCCCUCUCCUGGACCCCAUGGCAAUGGCAACGGCAACGGCCAGCCUGGACACAGUCAUAGUAUGCAGAACGGAAGCCCGGUCAAGGAAAGCAGCUUCUUGCAUCGGGGCCAAAGCAUUGACGAUGGCGAGCCGGACGAAAAACCCGAGAACCCGGAGCUUCGAGAGGUGAAAGUGAGCCCGCCCCCGGCCAGAGAGGGCGUGCCGAUUCGGUGGCAGCACUAG